CGCGCGUACAUGCAGGCGCGGCUCGAGGGCGCCCCCGGCCCGCUCGUCCCUCGCUCCGCCUCGAACGGCUGGUCCACGUCGUGGAAGAAGUUCAUGAUCGAGCUGUCGCACCUCUCGGGCGGCGUCUUCCUCUACCCGUCCUUCCCGAACCAGUCCUCCCUCUCGACCAACCACCUCGAGAAGGGCGAGCACAUCGGCGGAAAGAAGAACAAGCUGACGCACCGGCCGAUCGAUUUCACCGUCCCUCUGCUGCUCAACCUGUCCGACCUCCGCCAGCUCUGGCCGCCGCAGCCGCUCGACGCGCUGCCGGUCCGCGACCUCUUCACGCGCCCCACCCGACGCAGCGAGCUCCAUGCGCGCGGCAUCGAGGCCAUCGCCGCGCACCGCGGCGUGUGGCGAAGCCACGCGCGCGAGGCGGCGGCGCCAGCACUCCGCCUCGACCGCAUCCUCGAAAGGCUGCUCCCGGCGACGACUGCGCCGAGAUGAGAGCAUAAACAAAUAAAUAAAAACGGACACCUCACUGUGAGA
Molecule: messenger RNA, 528 nt
Organism: Emiliania huxleyi CCMP1516
Lineage: Eukaryota; Haptophyta; Isochrysidales; Noelaerhabdaceae
Exons: 3
Coding region: 10-486 (158 amino acids)
Source: RefSeq, a predicted model, not a curated record